AUGAAGUUCCAGAUCACAUCCUUCCGCGCAGCGGCACUUGUCGCCCUCAUUGCGGGCGCCGAAGCCGCCAAACAUGGCCAUGGUCACAGCCAUAACCACGAGGCUCGUGAUGUGGCUCUGGAGAAGAAGAGUGGUCAGUGCAAGUUCCCCACCGACGCUGGCCUAGUUGCGAUCACCCCGCAUAAGGAAAACGCCGGUUGGGCCAUGAGCCCCGACGAGCCCUGCAAACCUGGCAACUACUGCCCUUACGCUUGCCCUCCCGGUGAGGUGUCUAUGCAGUGGGAUCCCAAGGCGACCUCCUAUUCUUACCCUAUGUCCAUGAGGGGUGGUCUGUACUGUGACGAGAGCGGCGAAAUCCAGAAGCCCUUCCCCAACCGUGACUACUGUGAGUCGGCCGCUGGUGUUCUCAAGGCCCGCAACAAGUGUGGAAAGGCUGUCUCUUUCUGCCAGACUGUGCUGCCCGGAAAUGAGGCCAUGCUUAUCCCCACCAUGGUUGAGGACCUGGCCGAUCUGGCCGUCCCCGGCAUGUCUUAUUGGUGCUCCACUGCUGCACAGUAUUACAUUAACCCUCCUGGUGUCACUGCGGAGGAGGGAUGUAUCUGGGGUACCUCCGAGAACCCCGUCGGUAACUGGUCGCCGUACACCGCUGGUGCCAACACCGAUGACGAUGGCAAUACAUUCCUGAAGAUCGGCUGGAACCCUAUCUACCUGGAACCCUCUACACCCUUCCGCAACGUCAAGCCUGACUUCGGUGUUGAGAUUGAAUGUGAGGGUGAUGGCUGCCAAGGUCUGCCCUGCAAGAUUGAUCCUGCUGUCAACGAUGUCAACGAGAUGAUCGGCAAGCCCUUCGUUGGCGCUGGCGGAGCCACCGGCUGUGUUGUGACCAUCCCCAAGGGUCAGACCGCGCAUAUUAUCGUCUUCGACAAGGAGGGCAGCGGCAGCACCUCGUCCGAGACCGUCGAGGUUCCCACCAGCUCUCGUACUACCACUAAAAGCUCCACUACCAGCAGCUCGACGACAACUGCUCCGACAAGCACCAGCACUACCGAGACACCAACCUCUUCCUCCACCUCUGAACCCUCCUCGACUUCGAGCUCAACUCGUACUUCUACCUCCAGCUCUAGCUCCACGACUCACAUGUCGAGCGUCACUAGCCCCGCCCGCCUGCCCAAGUCGAGCCCGGCAGGCUAUACCUACGAACCACACGUGCUGACUGGUUCUGCUGAUAUUCAAUCGGCCUCCACAACGACCGCUGCCGCUGCCGCUGCAUCCACAUCUUCCACUGGCGGUGCUACCAGCGCCACCAUAUCCAUGUUCACUCUGGCCUUCGGCGCCAUCGCUGCCAUGGUCGCGAGCGUCUAA
Penicillium griseofulvum is the source of this 1362-nucleotide messenger RNA. RefSeq names its product SUN domain-containing protein. The coding region runs from base 1 to 1362 and encodes 453 amino acids. The record is from RefSeq and is a predicted model, not a curated record. The transcript has a single exon. Lineage: Eukaryota; Fungi; Ascomycota; Eurotiomycetes; Eurotiales; Aspergillaceae.